UUGGACCAUGAGCUUCUGAAGCUGAUGCUGGUCCUCUGCCUGAAUGAAGGUUGUGCUUCACCUCAGACUGCAACUUCCUUUCUCUGUCCACCAUUUGUGAGAUAUGAGAACGAUGGAAUUGCAGCCAGAAAUCUCAAAACAAAAUCUGAUCGAGACACUGGCACAGGAAUGUUAUCAGCCUUAUCUCAUUGGAUAUUUUAUUUCUCUUCUGUCCUGCCUGCUUUGAAAGGUUUCAAACUUCAGUGAGCUUGAAGUACACAGACCUCUGUGAGCAUGUACCAGUGAACUGACUGUGGGAAGAGCUUUAAGUAGGUGCAAAGUCUGAAAUAACAACACCCCGUUCGCAGCAGCAAGUCUGCUGGUAGGUACAAAGUCUGAAAUAGCAACACCUUCCAUUUGUGAGUAGUCCUUCAACUGAUUGUUGACACUAGAAGGCGGUGGGGAUUCCCACGUGAUGGAGAAACCGUGGAAAUGUGGGGACUGCGGGAAGGAAUUCAAAUUCCCAAGCUUGCUUGAAAGCCAUCGCCGCCGUCACACUGGGGAGAGGCCAUUCACCUGCUCCGUGUGUAGGAAGGGGUUCACCCAUUCAUCUGCCCUGGUGACCCACCAGCGGGUCCAUACGGGAGAGAGGCCUUUCACAUGCAACGUGUGCGGGAAGGCGUUCGUUCAGUUAUCCUCCCUUCAUAGUCACCAGCGGGUCCACACUAGGGAGAAGCCUUUCAGCUGCUCUGUAUGUGGGAAGGCGUUCAACCAGUCUUCCAACCUCCAGAGUCACCAGCGGGUCCACACCGGGGAGAGGCCGUACACCUGCUCUGUCUGCGGGAAGGCGUUCAUUCAGUUAUCCACCCUGGUGACCCACCGGCGGAUUCACACUGGGGAGAGGCCGUUCACCUGCUCCGUGUGCGGGAAGGCAUUCACCCAGUCCUCUGCCUUGCUGACCCACCAGCGAGUCCACACCGGGGAGAGGCCUUUCUCCUGCUCAGUGUGCGGGCAGGUAUUCACACGGUCCUCUGCCUUGGUGAACCACCAGCGGGUCCACACCGGGGAGCGGCCGUUCACCUGCUCUGUGUGCGGUAAGCACUUCAGCGAUUCAUCCACCCUGCGGCGACACCGGUGGGUCCACACCAGGGAGAGACCAUUCACCUGCUCCAUGUGCGGGGAGGGCUUCAUUGAUUCGUCUUCUCUGCGGAGACACCAACGGGUCCACACCGGGGAGAGACCAUUCACGUGUUCCAUAUGCGGGAAGGCUUUCAUUCAGUCCUCUAACCUGCAGAGUCACCAGCGGGUCCACACCGGGGAGAGGCCAUUCACCUGCUCAGUGUGUGGGAAGGGGUUCAUUGAUUGGUCUUCCCUGCGGAGACACCAGCCUGUCCACACUGGGGAGAAACCGUUUACCUGCCCCGAGUGCGGGAAGGGAUUCAGUCAGUCAUGCCAUCUGCUCAGACACCAAUCCAGUCACACUGAGUAGUGAACAUUUGGAUGCUUUGUGGUGUUACUUGUAUUAAUAUUCAAGAGGACAUAUAUUCCCUGGUGAAUUGAGCAUCUAUUAAGACACACUUACUGAUUUGGAGCAUGUACUGAAGUCAGGAGGUGUGUAUUUGUCAUGUUUGACUCCAAAGAAAUUUGCCCUGUGUAAAGAUGGACACCGGUUUCUCUGACCCCACCAAGCUGCCAGGACAACAACAUGGUGUGCGAGAUUGUAUUAUUGGUCUCUUUACUAACCCACUCUCAAACGCUUUCUAUUUAGUCAUUCAUAAAUCUUUUCUAACCUGUUCACAGGAACCCAUAUCUAAUAAUACUGCAUUCCCAUUUCAGUCACUCAUAACUCUUUCCUAUAACAUUGCUUCAUUCAUUCAUACAUUCAAAAAAAUCGCAGUUUUGUAAUAUAUUUUGCUAUUACAAAAUAGAAUAAGUUGAAACAUCUCUUUCGAUUCAUUCCUUCUUUUUCACACCUUCGAGCCUUACCAGCUCUUGCUACAAGCAGUGUUUAGGCCUAUUUCUGCAUCAAAAGCUUCCUCUGAAUAUCUGUCAACAUAGUAAUGUUUUCAGAACAAUACCUCCCUGCCAUCUUAUCUCCAUGAAAGAAUACAAUAUUAAUCAGCCCUUGCCAACUGUCUAUCGGGACCUGAAUAAAUACAACAAUACAUAAAUACAUCAAACAGUUUCCCUGACUCACAGCCACUGUCCCCUUUAAGAAACUGACUAUCGAGACUGUGCUUCUGUGAAAUUGCAGGAAUGAAUGAAACUCGCGCUGGUAAAUACUAAGCAAAUACUAAGCAAACCCAGCUGCGGUAAGCAGUUUAAUAUCCUUUAUUGUUUUAUUCAGUGCAGGUACAAUGUCUAACUUUAUUUAGAGCAUACAGGCUGAGUAAUUUUACUAACAUGUGCUGACUUAAAAGACAAAAGGACUAACACUUCUUAACUCAGCAAGCAGACCACACAGACAAUCUCAAUCCUAUCGGGAGUAGCAGCCAGCGUUUGUGUACAAUAGAUAAAACAAUGGGACACCAUAGUGACGGAGUGUUAAUCUCUGUAAGAACUGUGUGUAAAGUGGCUGCUGUAAGGACGAUAUUUGUGGUUGCUGAAUAAAGAGGCUAUUUUCACCA
This is a messenger RNA of Hemiscyllium ocellatum (epaulette shark), 2606 nucleotides long. RefSeq names its product zinc finger protein 235-like. The transcript is spliced from 2 exons. Lineage: Eukaryota; Metazoa; Chordata; Chondrichthyes; Orectolobiformes; Hemiscylliidae. Gene Ontology annotation, molecular function: RNA polymerase II cis-regulatory region sequence-specific DNA binding; DNA-binding transcription factor activity. Gene Ontology annotation, biological process: regulation of transcription by RNA polymerase II. The coding region runs from base 455 to 1468 and encodes 337 amino acids. The record is from RefSeq and is a predicted model, not a curated record.